AUGCGCUUCACCAUCACUCUACUCUUCGCCGGCGUGGCCUCCGCCUUCCUCGUCUCGCGACAAAACGUACCGCAGUGCGCUUUGACGUGCAUUGGCAAUGCCGACCUCGGAGGCUGCUCAGCGACGGACAACCAAUGCCUGUGCACGAACCAGCAGUUCAUACAGAGCACAACUACAUGCAUUGAGAGCACCUGCUCGGGUAGUGACCUUGCCGCUGCAGAGGCCUUUGCGCAACAGUCGUGCGCCUCGGUCGGUGUUACGCUCACCGCGCCUGGAAGUGCCUCCGCUACGCAGACCAGCGCUAACCCCUCUGGCUCUGGCAGCAAUAGCGCGACCUCCACUGGUAGCAACAGCGCGUCUACUCCGUGA
This is a messenger RNA of Fomitiporia mediterranea MF3/22, 369 nucleotides long. RefSeq lists its product as uncharacterized. The transcript has 2 exons. The record is from RefSeq and is a predicted model, not a curated record. NCBI's taxonomy places the organism in Eukaryota, Fungi, Basidiomycota, Agaricomycetes, Hymenochaetales, Hymenochaetaceae. Bases 1 to 369 code for a protein of 122 amino acids.